AACUUCGCAAAGUUUCUCGCUCCCUAUCUGGGCCGUUUGAACGAGUUUACCAUGAAUGUCAGUAUAUAGGUGCACUAACAUUUAAUUGGCGGCUGGUUUGACCACAGAGAUCCGAGUGUCUGCUGACUUUACCGCAGUCGACGACGGCAGGUACAUGCAGGCACGGGCAACACCGGAACCAUCAUCGUGUAUCUUGUUUCCGCCCGGAGACAUGAGAAGCAGGCACUGCAAGCGUGUUGUGUACAUUAGAAAUAUCCACGCUUGAGUAUCUGACAGUAAUCAUUUCAAAAUGUGUAUGAAAGAAAUCCAUCAGUCAAUGUAACCGGAAAAUAUAUCAUCUUCAACUGCAACGGACAUUUUAACGUGAACAACUAGAACCUCUUCCGACCUCGCCUACCAGCCGCCAUGGGGCUCAAGCGACAGAAACAAGCCAAGAAAACCAUAAGUUUCUACAAAUACAACUUCAGCUUCAGGGAACCCUUUCAGAUCCUCUUCGAUGGGACUUUUUGUCAGGCGGCUUUGACGAACAAGAUUCAGAUCAAAGAGCAAAUGCCCAAAUACCUGAUGGGAGAGGUGCAAUUGUGCACCACAAGCUGUGCACUGAAAGAACUGGAGACUCUGGGGAAAGAUCUGUACGGAGCCAAACUCAUCCUGCAGAGGUUCCAGACGAGGAGGUGUCCACAUUUCAAGGAGCCUGUCCCGGCUUCAGAUUGUCUGCUGUCCAUGCUGGAGGAGACGAACCCUCACAACUACUUCGUUGCUACACAGGACCGCUCACUGACUGAAGGCCUGAAGAAGAUCCCGGGCGUUCCCCUGCUCUAUAUCAUCCUCAACACCAUCGUGCUGGACAAGCCCUGCCAGACGUCCCUCGACCACGUCCGGGCCGUCCAGCUGGGGGAGCUGGUCAGCCCGGCCCAGCAGCAGAGCAUCCGCAGCCUGAAGGAGGUUCAGGGCAUUGACCAGAAGGACGGAGAGCGGCGGGGGAAGAAGAGGAAGAGGAAACGGAGCAAUCCUAACCCUCUGAGCUGCCUGAAGAAGAAAAAGAAAGGCGGGCCGACGCCGCCAAAGAAGAAGACUGAGGACGGGGAGAAGAGGAAAAGAGUUAGAAACAAGAAACCAAGGACGGAGGGAGGAGACGUGUCUGCUCCUGCAGUAACACAUGCAUAGCAGGAAGACGGAGACUAUUCGUUUCUUCCAUAAAUGUUAUUUUAAGAUGUCCACGCUCCCAAUAUGAAAUAGUUCCACUCUGGUCUGUUUUUCUGAUGUCCCUGCAUAGAAUAAACCAAUGUUUGACACACACACAAUGCAAUUUUAAAAUAAUGCUCAUAGUAUUUGUUUUAUUUUGAAAAAAUGUCGCAACAGUUUCCAAGACUCAGGACUUACAGGCAUAGGACUGAAACUGCUCCGCAACAUAGCAAUAUUUUUGUGAUCGGAAGAUUUGUCUUGGCUUUUAUACAAAAUAAAAAGACAGGUUUACAGGCACAUAGUUUAGAAUAUAAGAAGCACUCAGACAUUACAUGAUGUACAGUUUGUAUGGAAGUGGAUAUCAAAAACAACGCAUUCAGCUGUCUUUGCAGAAGCACAAGGAGAGUGGUCACAACGACUUGGUGGUCUGCUUGUUUUUACUGCGCGCUGUGUGGUUUUUGAUGUCGGCUAAAUUCAACCUGUAUUUUCUCGUACGAUGAGUUUAGAGUCCAAACGACAACGUUCAUAACAUAUGUCCAUUCAGACUUCACUUGAUAGCGUCAUUCUUUAGAUUAAAAAUCUAUUUUCCUUUUAAAUAAUUUAAUUCUCUUAAUAUAUAUAUAUAUAUAUAUAUAUAUUACAUCAAUAAAUGAAUAUUGAACAAGUGUCUACUUGAUUUACACUGGCAGAAGUUCUACAUUACUGCAUGUCACCCAGUUGUAACUAAAUGGUUAUAUACAUAUACAUAUAUAUAUAUAUAUAUAUAUAAAAGGGACACUGAAUAAAUAAAAAAUCUGUCAUGAACUUCAAGUCUUUUAAGAAUAAAAGAGCAACACGGUAAUAAACAUGUUUGUAGCAAUUCUACUCCAAACAUAUUUCAGAACAGGGCAUGCAACUAAGGCAGACCACUGAUGUUUACAUCUAUAGGUAGAAAAUGAAGCUCUUUUUCUUUUUUUUUUUUAAGUCUGGACACAACUACAAUUGUGUGCAAACAGUCGACGACGCAAGCAACGCAUUUACAAAAAACGACAACUUGGAGUUUGUAAUGCUUAAAGUGCUCCGCUACAGUUGCUGGUUGAGUCUGCAAAUCGCUACCGCAGUAACUGUUUAAAUGUACUCUGGCAGACUGGAUAUAGUGCAUGCUCCAUUCAGCUAAUGUCAGUGUAUAUGAGAACUUUUUUUUUCCUGCAGUGGUGGGACCGAUGAGACUCCAGGUAGCAUGGUUGAUUGAGUUAUUACUCGCACUGUGAACAUACUGUUCCUUUAAAUAUGCCGGUGCAACGCAGAGGCUUCUAGUCUACGUCUACUUGAAAAACAAGGAAUGCUGCUCAGUGCGCAGUUUUUUUUUACUUACUACAAACUUAGCUAUAAAGUGAGUCUUGAUAAUAAAACAUACAAUAAAUAAUGACUAAAAAUAGGAAAAGUGCCGAUUGUUUGGAGUUUCAAUCCUCACUGUGAUAUUUUUCAAGGAAGAAACCUCUUUAUAAUUCAUCCAUGUUAUUCAAACCUCUAUCCUCCCACCACUGAUUGAUAUUAAAAUAUUGUCAGACAGAAGAUUAAACAUUAUACACAAAACAAAGUCAACAAACUUAAAUAAGUAAACAAAACCAGUUUGUCGACAGUGUUGUGUGCAGAAUAUACACUGAGGAGUUUUUUUUUCUUUUCCCCCUUUUGUAACUUUAAAGUUGUGUUUUUCUAGAUGAUGUGGAAGCGAGGUCCGGGCGUAGCUAUGAUGUCGCUGUAAGGCUCCUCCUGGACGAGCUCCACCGCCUGCUGCUUCUUCAGAACCAGGAAACUGUAGAACUUAGCGGCGGCCUGUUUCUUGUUGUUGUUCCUGCACAGAUCCAGCAGGCCCACCGACUGGGCACCCGUUUUGGCCAUCACCCUCUGUGGAAAGAGGAGACGGAGGGAGUCAGGAAAGGAAGGCUUCAUUCAAAAAAUGUUUUGAAGUUAUUCAAGUAGCACUUUGUACAUCUAUGUAUGAUGGUGAAAAAUUAUUUUGGAUGUGACCAUUCCAACAAGUAGUUAAAAACAUCAACUCUAAGUUGUAGCAACAAGACGUCAUCAUAUUCUUCCAAUACGUUGUGUUCAAAUACACACCUGGAGGCCAUGGAGCAUCUGCUGGGUUCUUUUGUUCCACCUCCUCUCCUCCUGGUCCUGGUCUCCUCCCCGCGCCUCCUCCUCCUGGCACAGAAAAACACAGUUACAAACACUAAUAAUACCUAUUGUAUAGUCAGUGUUCUGUUUCCUUACUUAUGAACUGAAAGGGGUGUGAAAAAAACUAUAAAACAACAUCAAAUAAAAUCACACAUCAUCAAGUUUGCUGUGCAAGUUUUUUGUAAAUCUCUAUCUCGCCUCGUCAUCAGAGUCGUCG
Anarrhichthys ocellatus (wolf-eel) is the source of this 3559-nucleotide messenger RNA. It is a transcript of the gene utp23, whose product is annotated as UTP23 small subunit processome component. The coding region runs from base 406 to 1167 and encodes 253 amino acids. The record is from RefSeq and is a predicted model, not a curated record. The transcript has 3 exons. Lineage: Eukaryota; Metazoa; Chordata; Actinopteri; Perciformes; Anarhichadidae. Gene Ontology annotation, cellular component: small-subunit processome.